Drosophila santomea is the source of this 3962-nucleotide messenger RNA. Its product is annotated as slit homolog 2 protein. Gene Ontology annotation, molecular function: protein binding. The transcript is spliced from 8 exons. The coding region runs from base 816 to 2312 and encodes 498 amino acids. Lineage: Eukaryota; Metazoa; Arthropoda; Insecta; Diptera; Drosophilidae. The record is from RefSeq and is a predicted model, not a curated record.
UCGUCGGUUUUGCCAACCAAACGUGCUUCAUUUUCCAUCAAUUGUCGCUUCGAACCGUUUCAAAUAUUUUCCGAUUCUGGAUUCAGGAUUCGGGGGCUUGCCAGUGGGAUUCGGCAGAGGAUGCAACAGGAUUGAUACCUUGUACGGAGGGCUGAGAGCCUGACAGAGCGAUUAUAGCCUGACUAGACCUGCAUCCUGGCUCGCCAUUUUCAGCGAAUGUAACGGAAUCCAGUGGAAAAGCGCCUUCGAUUCGAUUCAAUACGAUUCAAUUCGAUUCGAUACUGGGCUUACUGGGCAGUAAAGGCUGAGGCGAGCAAAGGACCCUUCGAGGACUGUUGAAUUAGUUAGAGGCGAAGCAACAAAUACAAACAAAGGGGCCAUUCAACAACCUCCCGAAGUCGCCGUAUCGAUUUUCCGUUACAUCGUUAUACACACACACUAACCCAGUUGGCACACAUCCAUUACGCAUACGCCCCAUAGCCACCCCAGAAAGCGAGAAGAGCGUGCGGCUCCAGCUGCUCCACUCCACUCCAUCCCACUCUGCGAAGAGAAAGGGAGAGCCUGGCGGAUUAUCGGACUGGCUUUGUUGCAUCCCGCAGCCACUGGAGGCAUGUUUCAUUUGGCACUCGCCAGCAGCGGACGGACAAACCAUUUAGGGCUACGGCAAUAGCCAUUGUAGGUAGCAUUCACCAGCAUCGGCAUCCGCGACCAGUCACGACAGUGACGCUUUCUGCCGCGGAAUAAGGAAUCCUUCACCCCAUCCACCCAAUCACAGUCGCCCCAACGAAAUCGCAAGCCACCAGCAGGUGUUCAGCAUGGCGGGAAUUCAGCUGCAACCAGGAUGCACGAUGGCCGUGGUGGUGGUGCUCCUGCUGCAGGUGCUCGUGAUGGGCCAGGUGCUCGGCCAGGGUCCGCCGCAGGCCCAGGUGUGCCCGGAGCAGAGCGAGAUCGCGCCCUGCAUCUGCACGGUGAAGAAGAACGGGCUGGACAUUCUGUGCGAGACCACCGAUCUGGCGCACAUCACCAAGUCGAUGGGCACGCUGAAGGGCAAGAGUCCCAUCAUCUUCUACCUGAAGCUGCGCCACAACAAUCUGCCCAAGCUGCAGGGCUUCGUCUUCCUGGCCCUGGACAUCCGCCACCUGACCAUCCACAACAGCAGCCUGGCGGCCAUCGAGGAGAACGCCCUCAGCUCGCUGGGUGCGGGGCUCACACAGCUGGAUGUGUCCCUAAACCAAAUGAAGACGGUGCCCUCGCAGGCUCUGCAGCACCUGUUCCACCUGUUGAUCCUUAAUCUAAACCACAACAAAAUCACCGUGAUCCACAACAAUGCCUUCGAGGGACUGGAGACCCUGGAGAUUCUGACGCUCUACGAGAAUAAGAUCACACAAAUCGAUCCCGAGGCUUUCCGAGGACUAGAGGACCAUAUUAAACGCCUGAAUCUGGGUGGCAACGAUCUUACAAAUAUCCCGCAGAAAUCUCUUUCCAUUUUAAGCACCUUAAAGAAGCUGGAGAUUCAGGAGAACAAGAUACGGACUAUCAGCGAAGGCGAUUUUGAAGGCUUGCAGAGCUUGGACUCAUUGAUUUUGGCCCACAACAUGAUCACCACCGUGCCUGCCAAUGUGUUUAGUCACCUCACCCUGCUGAACUCCUUGGAGCUGGAGGGCAAUAAGAUCAGUGCGAUUGACAAGGAUGCCUUCAAGGGCCUGGAGGAGAACCUGCAAUAUCUGCGCCUGGGUGAUAACCAGAUCCACACUAUUCCCAGCGAGGCACUGCGGCCACUGCACCGCCUUCGCCACUUGGACUUGCGCAACAACAAUAUCAAUGUUUUGGCCGAGGAUGCCUUCACUGGCUUUGGAGAUUCCCUAACUUUCCUCAACCUGCAGAAGAACGACAUCAAGGUUCUGCCCAGUCUUCUGUUCGAGAAUCUGAACUCUCUGGAAACGCUGAACCUGCAGAACAACAAGCUGCAACGCAUACCGCAGGACAUAAUGGAGCCCGUCAUCGACACCCUCCGCAUCAUCGACAUCACCGAUAACCCGCUGAACUGCUCCUGCGAGCUGACCUGGUUCCCCAAGCUGCUGGAGGACCUGAAGAACAAGGACGACGAAAUGUCGCAGAAGAAGAAGCCGCUGUGCCACAUGUCGCUGGACAACCGCGAGUACUUCGUGCAGGCCAUGCCCACCGAGAAGAUGCACUGCGCCGGCCUCAAUGUGAGUCCCUCGCCCACCAGCGGCGGUCUAAUGCGGAUCCUGCAAGUGAACAUCCUGGCCCAGAUUGCCGUGUGUAGCGUGGCCUUUCUGACUAGCGUCUAAGCAUCUAGCCUCUGUCCAGCUAGACGCGGUGUUCCAUGUGGGUCAGUUUCAGCUUCAGUUUCAGUUCCACCCCCGUGAUCAGUGAUAGCAUCCAACAGAGCGACAGUUCCAUUCGGUUUAAUUCGGUUGCCACAUAACGAAUCACCCAAAAAUGCAAAAAUGCAAAAAUGCAAAAAGCAAUCCCAGACCCAAGAUCACAGACCUCUCGUACGCCCACAAGCCAUUUCUGUGUUGUUGUAUUGUAUGUUUUCUUAUAGAUUAUAGGGAAUCCGUGAAUUAUGCAACUCUGCCAGUAAUUAGACUCAGAAAGCACGCUUUUCGAACCAGCAGCAGGCUUCCCCCACCCCCGAAAGUUAUUGAGACGACGCCCCUGGAGAGGCACCACCACCACUAUCCGGUCCACCCACUGCACUCCGCUCCAGACGUGCACGGUAGCUCGACGAGAAGGGGAAUGCUGGGAUGCUAUUCACUUGUCUGCGGACGUAGCUUAGAUGUAAGGCUUGGUUUGGGCACCAGUGCACCAGUGCACCAGUGCGGAGGCAACCCAAACCCAAACCCAAACCCAACUCCAAAAUCAAAACCCAAACCCAAACAUAUCGGAAUAUUGUUACGUUUAAGCGUGGGAUUUUGUUGUUACUUGCGUUAAUCUGUACGAGCUUAGUUGUGCAGCCUAGGGCUCCGUAUGCCCAUCUAUUAUGUGUAGUCUAUCGUCGUCUUGUCGUCGGUGUUGUGAGAUACAAUCAUUACUAACGAGUUUUGAAGUCCCUUAUCCAAUUCGAAGCAGGCAUGGCCAAUUGUGGCUCCACUUUGGGUGCCAGAGGCAGGCGAAACGGAGGGAAAACACAAGAGAAAGUAAGAAAUUUCAUUUGCAUCAAUCACCAAGAACUGAUUAUGGAAUAAGUAGUUUGUACUCUUUAUUUGCCGCGAGCACGGGCAAACUCCCAAGUAUCCCAAGUAAUCCCCAUCCCCAUCCACAUCCACAUCCCGAUUCCCAUUCCCAAAACCCACAUCCAGAACCCAGAAGGAGCAACCCACAAAAAUCAAGAAUGCAUAUCGUUAUAUUGUUAUAUUAUAUCGUGACAUAUCAAGAGCUCCCAGUAGUAAGACACUCGGAAAGCUCGGCACAGCUAAUAUAGUGACAUUUUAUAGAAUUUACUUACAUUUUUGAGGCAUCUGACAAGUUUGAUAUUUAUGCAAGAAGUGAAUUAAGCAAAUGCGUAUGCAGAGUGGAAUUUUUGAAAUUUUUUAUACAUAUACUUUUAUACACACAUACAUACGUACCUUUUCGAUUAUGUCUACGCAAACUAAGUUGUAAUUCGAUUAGCUAUACUAUACACUGACACCCCAAUCCGCCCGACCCCAAUCCCCUCCCUCCGCCACCCCAACCACGCGGUGGCUUAGGUCAGUAGCCACCCACUGGUGGGCGGUGGUGCAGCGGGAGCGGGUUCGGGUUCGGGUUCGGGGCGGGAAAUAUUUUCAAGAGAAUGCGCCGCACCACCGAUUCGGGUCAGUUUCCUUUGGCUAGAGCUGUUCUUUUCAAAAUAUUGCUAACACUGAACCCCAUCGAAAGCUGGGCUUGCAUAAUGCUCUCCAUGUGAGCAGAAUCUGAGAAUCUGUCUAAUAAAGAAUCCAUGUUGGUUACAAAUGCAA